Zootermopsis nevadensis is the source of this 7085-nucleotide messenger RNA. Lineage: Eukaryota; Metazoa; Arthropoda; Insecta; Blattodea; Termopsidae. The record is from RefSeq and is a predicted model, not a curated record.
CCGUCAUCAGAGUGAUGAGACUCAUCGUUAGUAAACAUGUACCAGACUACAUGGCGCUACAACCCAGAAAAUAGCCAUCAACGUUCGUAUUAAUUACGAUCCUGCUCAUUACUAAUCGCCUUCAUAUACGACAAAUAUAAAAAUGGCGAUGCCCCACGGACGAGAACCGCGACAAUUUUAUUGAUAAAUGCCUUUUGAUGUAAAUUUUGGCAAUGGAACGAGAAGGUUCUCCAGCUCUAUUGAAGGCUCAAAUUAAAUUAAAUUUAAUGAAGAAGAACAGUUAAAACCCAAGAAUAACGAGCUUGAAAGAAACAUCCGUCCUGCCGUCAGCUUGGCGGAGUGCCAGACCUCCAUUACAUAACCUAUACUACAGCCACAAUAAAUUUCUCUCGCUGGAAAAUAAUUUGCAGUCACUAACUAUGGAGGCGGAGAACUAAGCUAUUACAAAUUUACUAGUAGCUGAAUCUGUCACAACAAAGAGACUGUUCUUUGUAUCUAAAUCACGUUCCUGUAGACCACAAUACUCACAAACUAAGUAACUAACCAACCAAGAAAUAUCUGAAAAGACGAUAAAUACUCAGCUGGUCAAGAAAUAUCCUGCUUUUAUUUAAUCAAAAAUGUCAUUAACAUUUUAACAAAGAUCCUUUAAAGGAAUCGUCCCACGCCCGAUUCUGUCCAGUCCCCCAUCUUCAAACCCUCGAUCCAUUUUAUUACUGUCUCGUCCACACCUAGGUUUUCCAGUUGUCUUUUCCCUCCGGGUUUUCUGAAUAAAAUUUUGUAUUUGAAGUUUCAAGUUUUUUGACGAUGGUGCUUUGUAAUACGUAAAAUUAUUCUUUUUUACUUUGUCUAAUUUCUUAAUUAUAAAAUUAUGAAAGUACGACGUUUCGGAAGCUGGAUUCAGCUCCUGUCUUCAGGUGAAUAAGGGGGAGAGACUUAUGCAACGUCUGUGAGUAAACGUAACAAAAAGUAGAGAACGGAAGGUGGGCGGAGUUCUUAUUUCUUCAUUAGAAAAGAACGCUAUUCACACAGGGACGCAACGUUCGUAUUAACCGUGUUAGCCCGGCUAACGUUGUGAAAAACGAAAAAUAAAAGUCUUCUGUGUUACUUUUCGUGGUGCAGUGGUUCUUCAUACACUAAAAAACAGCAGAAUCGAUCAGAUUUAAUGCGUCGUUAGCCAGCCAUCCUUACUAGAGCUAUUUUGUGGUUUCUCACCGUUCGAAAUUGAACGUUCAGAUAAUUCGCAAUAACUUCCUUACCUCUUACUAUUUGCGUCGUUUCAGGCUUUCUAAGAACGGGCCGCUCUGUGAGGUAUAGAAAUACAUUGUGGGAUGUCACACUAUUUCGAAUUUGUCUUCGUGUCACAUCACCUGUUAAUGACUCACACCAGAAAAAUGGAAACAGAUAAGUAAUUCCGUUCUGAAUGCUAAGUUAUUCGUCCGACUAAAUUCAAGACUACGGCGCCUCGAAUGCCCCUGUCUUGUGAUACAAUCUACUGUAUUCAUGGGUUGAUUCUUAGUUUAUUUACCGAUGAUUUUUCAACAUCAUCGUUCAUGAUGUUUGGAUUAUAUGAGUGAUGAAUUAAAAAUAUGUGAAAAUAAGAGAGGUCGAUGAGUAUUUUAAAGUUCUGUGAUGGGAAGACUGAGUAAAACGACGAAAGUCUAAACAAAAUAACCGACCUAUGAGUCGAAAACCGGACUGGGGACAUCCUGAAAGCAUUGAACUUAAACGCACUUUAUGAUGCGUGUUCUUGACAGUUUGGUUAUCAUCAUCUGGCUUGUGUACGUGUAGUGUGAUCUGUCUUCUUAAGUUUUGUUUCUGAACAACAUCGAUCGAAGCUUAUUAUUGACACCAUUUCUGAAUUAUAAUACAAACAUCUUUUAUAGAAUACAAUGUGAAAUGACUUGGUCUGCCUUUCUGUUAUGCAACACUUCCUGCAUAUUCAUUGUGUACAUACUAAUGGUCGGUAUUUGUAACUAUCAUGUCAGAACAAUAAGCGACGCACUGCCAAGAGGUGUCAAGGAUUGCCACGCCUAGCAGUACGUUGUUUGUGUCACAAAUUCACCUGUACCACGACAGCUACUUCUUUCCACAUCACCUGAAUUCAACAUUUGCAGCCCAGGGAACGCAGCGGUAAAGUUGCACAGAGCUGAUUAUGAUUGAGGAUACAAAGGAAUUUGAACACAAUAAAACUGAAUGAUUGAUGCUUUGUAAUGCUGUUAACAUUAUGAACAGUUCAGUUAAUUACUUUAUUAAGGAGGUUGCUGAAGUAAUAUACAUAGAGAAAACUAAGUAUCUUCAUGCCCCAUCAUUAGAAUCCAAUACAGUCAUAAUAAAAAUUUAAUUGAGAAGGCCUUCCUAAAUUUGGGAACGACAGUAACAUAUUAAAAUUUUAUUCACGAAGAAAUAAAAACCAGUUUGAGAUUGGGGAAUGCCUGCUGCCUUAACAACGUUGUUUACUUUUUUGUACCCCUCCCAUAGAUCUAAAUACGAGGAUAUACAAAAUAGUAACUGUUGCAGACAGUCUGUCGUUUUAUGUGGGCAUGAAACUUAGUUUCCUGCCCUAAAAGAGAGGAUGUCGUAGAUUGUGGAUGUGUGAAAACGAAGUUUUCAGGGAAAUCUUCUUACCUAACACAAAGGAAGUAGCAGGACAACGAAGAAUCAUGUAUAACUAGCGGCUUCAUAAGUUGUACUUUCAAAUAUUAUUUGGGCGAUCAGCAUCCUCCUUACUGAUCGCCCAAAUAAUAUUGUGCAGGACGUGAAGGGAGAUGAUAAAUUCAUGCAAGUUAAUUAACAAAUCAACCGACGUGUAUUCAGUCCUGAAGAUUUUCCUUGGAAUUUUUAACUUUGCUCCCUGAAAUUUUCUUUUUAAAUAAUAAAAUUCUAUCGCAGUAUUUUUAGUACCCUGUGGCAAGUAUAGGACAUUCUGAAAUAGGCGUGAAAAUAAACAUCUUGUCCUCAGCCACGUGUAUCAAACCUUAUGAAGAUGCAAUUCUGUUUUAUCUGCGGUUUAGCCUAGAAGUAUAAAUUGUGACAAACACAAGAUAUGAAUCACACAGAUGUUUUAGACACUGUAGACUACUGUUGAAAUGCCAAUAAUUUUUUUUAAAUAGUACUAGCUAAAAAUAAGUAUUUACACUUCACCACUUACGCGUUACAGACUGUUUAGAGACAUAGUUACAACUUAGUAUAUUAACUGAACCAGUUGAUUAAUGUUAAUCUUUUGUCGGUUGUGGUGAAUGUUUAAGCACGUCAAAAUCGAUUAUUUUCAUAUUAGAAAGAAGUACCUCGUGUUAAGAAAGGUUUAUAACGAUAUAAAAUGUUUAUCUUGCUUAUUUCUGUAAUUUAAGAAAAACACGUUCAUAUUUGACGAAAUAGGUCCAUAAAUAAAGUAUAUUUAUCAGCUGUAGCGAGCAGGUGACACCAAGAUCCACUUCUUUUUCAACUUGUAAUAAGGAGCUCACAUAACAUUUCAUGCAGACGAGACUGAUGGUCACUUCAGGAGUUUAACAAGCGACAGAUGAACAGAGACAUGCAAGGAAUAUCUUGAGAUUCAAAUAUUCUCGUCAGCACUGGGUUAUCUAACUUUCUUCAUCUGUGUUAUUUUGUUCUUGGGCGAGAGACCAAUCGUAACAGCGACAUAAAAAUAACAGACUCCUGUAAGUUACAUUGUGUCCAGUGGCUUACUGGCAAUGCUAGAGGUGAUCACCCAGCUGCCAGGUGUAGAUAUUAACAAGCCGGACAAUGAAGGCAACACGCCCCUCCACUUCGCAGCCCAGGCUGGGCAUGUGGAAGUACUGAACUUCAUGCUGAGCAAGUGCACUGGCGUUGAAGUGGAUGCAAGAAAUGCCCUGGGCUUCACACCACUGAUGAAGGCAGCUCUGCAGGGUCGCACCAAGUGUGCCAAACUCCUAUUGUUUGCUGGUGCCUCACCCACACUACGAGAUACAGGUCGUGGGCUACGAGCUGAACAAUGGGCACGAUUUUGUGGACGAUAUGUCUGUGCUGAAGUUAUUGAGAAGUUUGCUCGACAUCGUUUGCUUGAGAGGACAACAGCUUAUGGUCGGUGGGGUAGUGAACCUGAGCUUGGUGCACGACUUCUUAUGGGAACAGGAAAACUCCCAACUAGCAGUGGUCACAACUCAUCACAGUCCACAGGUUUCAAGUCCCAACUGCGGCGAGCAUUUCGCAAAAACAGCUCAGGGUCUGAUUCCCCUCCCAGUCGCUAUUCGCUUGUCACACAACUCACCACAGCUGCUCUCUGUGCCAGCUCACCAGUGCUCCCCACUCCUAAUGUCCCUCCUGUUGUCAGGUCACUGAUGAGACCAUUAACAGUCCCUAAACUCCAGGUAACCCCUGCAUCAUCAGGAGAAACAAGUGACUCUAGUGCUGAAUAUCAGAACACAAAGGACAGACCACCAACAGCAAGACCUUCAGGAAUUCGUUUGAAGAAGAAAAAGUAACAUUAAUUGCAAUUCCCACAGUACUGUAGGAAGAAUACAUGAGACUAAGAAAUGUGCUUUUCUUCAUUAAAGUAAAGUUGUAACGUGUAUUCAGCUGCCUUAAUGAAUAAGAAAAUUAAUUUGAAAUGGAAACCGCAGUGAAAAUGGAGACGCAAUGUAUAGCACAAGGUGAUGAUAAAUAGUAUCUUAUUCUUCCUAAUAAUGAACUUUUGAAUACAGAAUUGCAGUUAUGUGUAUGAAAGAAGCAAAUUUCUUAUUGCCAAAUUUUCAAUAUCUGAGACAAAGCAAAUAUCUUCCCCAUGUUUAUGCUAUUCAGCAUUUGUAUUCUAAUCAAACUUAUUGUUUUACACCUACUGUAAACUUCAAUAAUUGGAAACUGUACAUUCUACUUUAGUGUAAAUCUAGAGUCAUGAGUAUUGAGACACAGCUUGUAAUAAUGCACUCAAUUCAGAUUUCUUAUUGAUGUUUCUCUACAUUUCCAGUCAGAGGAAAGGGAGUUGGUAUGACAUUUCUGAGGUUCUUGCUGCCUCCAGCAUAAGGAUGAUGACUCAUCACUCUGAUGAUAGUGACAGCAAGGACCACUGAAACAUUGGUAAACUUCUACCAGACUAUACAGCACUACAAUCUAGAAGACAGUCAUCUCAGUUUGUACAUUGCUUUAUAUCAGGACAGGACUGGUAAAAUCUUUGUGUGAACAUGAAAUAGGCAUCCUUAAAUGUGAUGUUAACCUUCAUAUUAAAGCAGAGAAUAUAUUUAUCAUGGUGAGUGAAUUAGUGCAUCACAAACCUUGUGCUAUGCCAUUUUGUGUCUGUCAGUUUUAAUAUAUAAAUACAGUAAUGUUAUUUUAUUGCAUUUGUAGAUUGUAUCUGACACGAGGCUGAAACUAAAACAAUGCUAUAUCAGUUGAUUUAUUAUAUUCAUUUUGGACUUAUGGAUGUUUUGUAUUGUCAGCUACUGACCAAAUUUGGAUUACAUACAUAAAACAGAAAAAAUCAUGUUCAUCUUUCUGCCUUAAAAAUUAUUGUUAAUAAGAAUCAAAGCUUUAUUUUUGUAUGCUCUUUAAAAUGAUGCAAAAUUUAAUAAUAUUCUUAUUUAAGUAUUGUUCCUGUUGUCCUAGACAGGAAAUUCACAAAUUUAUUAAACACAAUAUCACUUGCUAGUUUCAAUCAAUUAAAAGUAUAGCCAGGUAAAACAGAUGCCAAAUAACUGAAUUAAGAUUUCAGUUGCAUCCCUCGCAUUAAAAUGUGACAGAUUUAUUACAUUGUUGAAGUACAAUUAGAGGUAAAAUGUUUACUACUCUUUGAAUUUGAGAAUAUGGUUGCAUCUCUCUUGAAAAUAAGAUGUAAAUUUUGAAAAAGUAUUCCACUAUUCUUCUAUGGGUUUGGAGUACUUUGGCUCAGACAUUCACUGGUAGCACAGUUUAUAGCUUAAGAAUUGUUUGUGUAUGUGUAGUGGCAUAUACAAACAUUUUAUUGAAUAUGACUCUUUUUCAACUUCCCAAUGUAUACUAUAUGUAAGCAGGCUCAGUAACACCAAACAUAUCAUCUGUAACGUUCUCAUGCAUAAAUUUUGUCUACUUUUAGAAAAUCUCAUAAAUGCCUUUCCAUAUUAGCACAUGUGCAUUGUAAAAUUUUGUUAGAUUUUUUGUUCAGUGGCUCUAUGUGGACAUAGUUUUUCCAUAUGUGUGAUAAGCAGCAUGUGAUUCAAUAGUGUGCAAGAUUCCCAUUCUGUAAAAUAUGAAUAUGUUUACACUAAAGAAAUGGGUGAUUUUGUAUCAAGCGUGAGAGAGAUUCAGAAGAAAGUUUCCAGUGGUUUUAGUUCACCACAGCAACAUUAUUCAUAAUUGUGUCAAGGUAAGAACAACUGGCAUGUUAAUAGAGAGGAAACUAAAUUAUUGUCAGGUGUUGGACACAAUCAAAGCUGGUCUUGAACAUUUGGCUUAUUUCUUAAACACAUUGCACAACCAAUCAGAGUAUUACAAGGGACAGUGAGAUCAGUUACAAAAUUACUGAAACUGUAGCUUUAUAAAUCCAUACUUGUGCGCCCUUUGGAUUCAUGUAAUUCAGUCAAUUUCUGUAACUGGUCUCAUCAGUCAGUAGAGAUAAUUAAAAAUUAACCAAUAUAUACAUGGAAGAACUCAUAGAAAUCUUUCAUCUUGAAUAGCCCUGUAUAUUGACAGAACUAUUAUAGCAUGAAAGCCAGAAUGUGUUUAGAAUGUAUGGGACAUGUAUUCAAUCCAAACUUUCCAGAAUUUUCUGUAAUACAGGUAUGUAAACUUCACUCUUCACUGGAACUUCUCUAACAACACAGCUCAUCAACUAAGAGAGGUAGCAACCAACACACUGUUUGCAUGUAGUAGAAAAGCCAUGUCCCAACAUAGCCUUCAAUAAAAUGUCUCUGUAAUGUACAGUAUAAGGAGGCCGGGGUCCACCAAGGACUGUAGCGCCAACUGAAGAUGAAGAAGAAGUACAGUAAGCCACAAAAUUAUUCAUUAUAUUACACUGAAUCUAUUCCAUAAACCUGCACAUACUGUCCUUGGCCUUCUGGAAAUAAACCAUGUACAAUGGAUUCCAUAUUACACUGUAUUUAAUAACAUUAAAUUGGUUUAUUUCUUUGAAUCUUAAA